GUUUCUCCCUGAGUGCUUCUCUGGAUCUGAGCCUCUAGGUGCCAAGGAAGGGGAGUCCCUGGGCAGAGUGAUCCUUGGCUCAGACAGCUUAAUGGGAGAAUUCCAAAGGCUUUUCCUACCCUUCCCGAGCCUCUGGGCAAGGAGGGCGGGAUCUUGGUUCCAGGGUCUCAGUACCCCCUGUGCCAUUUGAGCUGCUUGCGCUCAUCAUCUCUAUUAAUAACCAUGCUCCCUCCCCCACUGCCAGUGCUGCCCCCACGCCUGCCUAGCUCGGGUUCUCUAGUCACAGCAGCUCAGUCUUCCAGAGCUGCUGGACCCCAGGGAGAGCUGACCACCGCCUGAGCAGCCGGCUCCAUCCACCUCCACAAUGCCGCUGUCAGGGACCCCAGCCCCCAAUAAGAAGAGGAAAUCCAGCAAGCUGAUCAUGGAACUCACUGGAGGUCGACAAGAGAGUUCAGGCCUGAACCUGGGCAAGAAGAUCAGUGUCCCAAGAGACGUGAUGUUGGAGGAGCUUUCGCUGCUCACUAACCGGGGCUCCAAGAUGUUCAAACUGAGGCAGUUGCGUGUGGAGAAGUUUAUCUAUGAAAACCACCCUGAUGUCUUCUCUGACAGCUCAAUGGAUCACUUCCAGAAGUUCAUUCCCACAGUGGGGGGACAGCUGGGGACAGCUGGCCAGGGAUUCUCCUACAGCAAGAGCAGUGUCGGAGGCCAGGCAGGGAGAAGUGGCUCUGCCGGGCAGUAUGGCUCUGACCAGCAACACCAUCGUCAGGGCUCUGGGUCUGGCUCUGGCCCUGGAUCUGGGGGUGCAGGUGGUCCUGGGGGCCAUGCGGGCAGAGGAGGUGCUGCUGGCACAGCAGGGGUUGGCGAGACAGGAACAGACAACCAGGCAGGUGGAGAAGGAAAACAUGUCACUGUGUUUAAGACCUAUAUUUCCCCAUGGGAGAAAGCCAUGGGGGUUGACCCCCAACAGAAAGUGGAACUUGGCAUCGACCUGCUGGCCUAUGGGGCCAAAGCUGAACUCCCUAAGUAUAAGUCCUUCAACAGGACAGCAAUGCCUUAUGGUGGAUAUGAGAAGGCCUCCAAACGCAUGACCUUCCAGAUGCCCAAGUUUGACCUGGGGCCCUUGCUGAGCGAACCCUUAGUUCUCUACAACCAGAACCUCUCCAACAGGCCUUCUUUCAAUCGAACCCCUAUUCCCUGGCUGAGCUCCGGGGAGCCUGUAGACUACAAUGUGGAUAUUAGCAUCCCCUUGGAUGGAGAAACAGAGGAGCUGUGAGGUGUUUCCGCCUCUACUUUGUAUCAAGUUUCCCUUCUCUGGUUCCAUUUUGUAGAGGGAAUGUUGAGCAGGAUACCCGCCCCCCCCCCCCCCCGAAAAUCCAGGAUCCUUGUGGGAAUGGAGGGAAAAAGCAAGGAAAGAUCUUUCUUUUCACCUUUCACUCGAAGUCCCCACUCCAAGCAUCUUUUCAUACCAAUUCAGAGCUCCCCUUCCACUGCUCUGUAUGGAACCUGCUCUUUUAUGGAAUUUGCUCUGCCUUCAGUAACAGUUAAUAAACUUCAAGGAAAUGAA
This is a messenger RNA of Capra hircus (goat), 1564 nucleotides long. It is a transcript of the gene MYOZ1, whose product is annotated as myozenin 1. Gene Ontology annotation, molecular function: FATZ binding; actin binding; telethonin binding. The record is from RefSeq and is a predicted model, not a curated record. The transcript is spliced from 6 exons. Gene Ontology annotation, cellular component: actin cytoskeleton; Z disc. The coding region runs from base 365 to 1273 and encodes 302 amino acids. Lineage: Eukaryota; Metazoa; Chordata; Mammalia; Artiodactyla; Bovidae.